This is a messenger RNA of Dinoponera quadriceps, 1875 nucleotides long. Its product is annotated as monocarboxylate transporter 9-like. The coding region runs from base 1 to 1839 and encodes 612 amino acids. The transcript has 9 exons. NCBI's taxonomy places the organism in Eukaryota, Metazoa, Arthropoda, Insecta, Hymenoptera, Formicidae. Gene Ontology annotation, molecular function: monocarboxylic acid transmembrane transporter activity. The record is from RefSeq and is a predicted model, not a curated record. Gene Ontology annotation, biological process: monocarboxylic acid transport; transmembrane transport.
AUGACGGUAGUGAAGUCCAACGGUACGAUAGAUGAAUCGACCAGAACGACCGAGAAAAUCGUCGAGAAGAAGAAUGCGACCGUAAUGAGAGACGAAUUAGCAGAAGAAGAAGAUGAGAUCACUCUGGAGGACUUGGCGCCGGACGGUGGUUGGGGAUGGAUGAUCGCACUGGCGAUGAUAUUGAUUAUUGUUACGACGAUCGGCCCAUCGUCGUCGUUCGGAAUAAUCUUCGGGGACUUCCUCGAAGCGUCCGGGAAAGCGGGCAUGGCGUCGAGCCUCUUCAAUUCGGUUUUCAUGAUUACAUUUUCCAUUUCCAGUAUGAUGACCAACAUGUUGCUGAAGAGAUACUGCGUGAGACGCGUCGGAAUUAUGGGAGCGCUUUUCUACGCGCUACCGAACAUCGUCCUGUCAUUUGUCCGGAAUAUAUAUGAUAUGGCUUUCGUUUUCUUUUUGCAAGGUUUCGGACUAGGUCUGAUCAUUACGAUCUGCAACACGGUCUUUAACGCGUACUUCGUGAAGAAAAGAGCGAAAGUGCUGAGCGCGGCGCAAGUCAUUAUCGCGUUAGGCGGCAUUGUUUAUCCUAUAUUGAUCGAGAAGAUGAUGACAUCGUACGGUUUUCGCGGUACCGCUGCGAUCAUGGGAGCGCUGAGUUUGAACAGUGUUAUCGGUAUGACGCUGAUGCAUCCCGUGGAAUGGCACACCAAGAAGCCGGAGGACGUCCUCGCCGAGAGAGCGCGCGCUAGAGAGGAGAAGCGUCGGGAGCGUUGCCUGGCAUUGCCAAAUCGUCGAUCGACCAUCGACGUGAUCCACGUGUCUUCCAAGGCGAAGUGGUGCAGUUUGCGUAGCUUGAAGGAGGAGAGUGACAAAGAGAUGUCGUUGCUGGUCAAGAAGACUGCUGCGCAUAGGGUCGCGUCGAAUUCAGCAAUUGAGGGCGGUAUCCACGGCAGGGCGAGAUCAGGGUCUAUACGAAGAAAUUCGAAGAAAGGUAUAUCGACCCUUUCGGCGUCCAGCUUAGUUAAUUUAGCCAGCAGUGCCAGCGCGUUGAGCGAUAUACGGCAACGUAACCUGGAGAAGAAAAACAGACGCAAACAGUCGGAUGCGGAUGUUCAAAAGAGGGUGGGAGCUGAGAAAAGAGAUGAGUUCGAGGAGGGGCAGAAGGACGGGAAGGUGACAGAAUGCAAGGUGAUUUUGCGAGAAAUUGUGGAUAUGUCGCUGAUCAAAAACUACUGCUUCAUAAAUUUAUGUUUCGGAGUCAGCUUCGUAUGCACCGCUGACUAUGCCUUCUCAUCUCUACUUCCUCUCAUGAUGACCGAUACGGGAUAUACUAAGGCUGAUGGAGCGUUGACCGUCACUAUAAGCGGGAUAACCGAAUUAGUGUCGAAAGUCUUAUUGGCCGUCUUUACAAUGGUAGUGAACGUACAGCCAAAAUACUUGUUUUUCGCGGCCAUGAUCUUCAUGGAAUUCGCGAGAAUCGGUUUUCUGAUGUCUGAGCACACAUUGGUGGGUGCAUUAAUUAUGACCGGGAUAAUCGGACUGGUGCGACCGUGGCUGCUAGUCCCGCAACCUCUGGUCAUCAUCGAGGACAUUAGCAUAGAGAAGUUCGCAUCGGCUUACGGCAUCAAUGCCGUUAUUAGCGGUUUGGUAACGAUUUUGUUCGGUGCUAUCGUAGGAUUCAUCAAAGACUGGACUAACAGCUACAAAAUGUAUCAAGUCUCUCUGUUGGUAAUGAACGGCGUUUUCAUUGUACCAUGGGCUUUACAAUUCGUGCUUGUGGAUUUUAAGAAACGGCGGAAGCAGCGUGCAAUGACGAAGAAAUCGUUAUUCCCUGUUGAACGAUAAAAAGGAAGGAAAAGUAUGAAAAGUUUUGUAUUCGGA